AUGUCCCCGCCAUCUCUCUGGACGGAGGAGGAGAGAGCGUAUCUCUCCACCUUCUGCGUCGAAUAUGUUAAUACUGGCAGCGACAAGAAAGCCUUCUACACGAACGUAUGGGGCCUGUUUCUUCGCAAGUUCCCUGUGAUGCCUACCGAGGACGAGAUACUUGCGAACGGUGGAGAUGUGACCAAGGCGUUCAAGUCAGCCGCUUGUGCUGAACGUCGUGCAAAGCGACUCGCGUCGGCAACUUACUGGUUCCAGAACAAUGCAGCACGCAUUGCUGCCUCGCUUGUACCGGGUCUUGCCGCCCCUGUACGCGUGCGAAUGCUCGAUCUCUCCAACAAAGAGAAGAGAAAGCCUCAGCUCCCCCAUGCAUGGCUGCGCCUUUUCUACCAUAAACCCGAGGUUCAGGCCGCGUUCAAUGUAGAGUGGAAGAAUGCGACCGACGCUGGGUGGUCGGUGAAGAGGCAGGCAGCGCUUCGCAACAAGUGGGCGACCGACCAGUACCAUGCGGCAGACACCGAAACGAAGGCGCUGGUGGAUGAGUACCAUGAGAAAGGAUACCUCAAGGAUGACACGGAACGCUACAUUGACGUUGAGGACGGCGACGACGACGACAUGAUUCGUGCGAAGCAAGUUCAAGAGUAUCUCGAUAAUCUGCCGCACACGUUGCGACGCGUCGCGGAGAGCCUCCACAAGCAAACGGGAUGGCAUUUCAGUAUUACCUGUGGAGGGCGCCUACCUCGUGCCGGCGGGGAUGUCAAUACUAUGCAUUUGUCCAUUGGGAGGUGCAAGCAGGGAUUGGAGUUUUCAUCCUGGAACUCCGACCAAAAGACAGAUGUUGCCAACUUUCGAAAGUUCUGCGAGGAAACUUGGUCAAAAGACGAAUGUCUCGCGAUGAGUCUUACUCGGACUCAACCAGUCACGGUGGCGCCCAUCACUUCAACUUCGGCGUCGACACCUCACGAUAUCGACAACUCCGCGAUCGAUCCUGAACUGAUGAACAUGAACCUGAUCAGCGAUGGGGUAUCCAUAGAUGGCAUUAGCCCCGCGGCCAUUGCCGCUGCAGCGUCUCUGGCAGAACCCCUUGGUUCCUCGACAGGCAAGGGUGCCCCUUCGAAGAAGCGUCGCAAGGCACAGAAAGUCGCCGCGAAUCACAAAAAAGCGAAAUCUCGUCGCGAUGCAUUGCUUCUCUCAGAAGCCGAGAGCUUCGCCUUCCCAGAAUCUUCCUCGCCUCCCGUCGUGCCCCAAGCCGUGCCUCCUCCCGUCGCGUUUCAAGUCGUGCCUCCUCCCAUCGCGUCUCAAGCCGUGCCUCCUCCAGUCGCGCCGCCUCCCGUCGCGCCCCAAGUCGCGCCCCCUCCUAUCGCGCAUCAAGCCGUGCCGCCUCCAGUCGCACCCCAAAUCGUGCCUCCUCCCGUCGCGUCUCAAGCGGCGCCGCCUCCAGUCGCGCCGCAAGCCGCGCCUCCUCCCGUCGCGUCUCAAGCGGCGCCGCCUCCAGUCGCGCCGCAAGCCGCGCCUCAUCCCGUCGCGUCUCAAGUCGCGCUGCCUCCCGUCGUGCCCCAAGCCACGCCGCCUCCCGUCGCGCCCCAAGUCGUGCCUCCUUCCGUCGCGCCUCAAGCCGUGCUUCCUCCCGUCGCGCCUCAAGCUGCACCACCUCCAGUUGCCCUCGCAGCCGCUCUGCAUCCAGUCCCCCUCACAGUCUCUCCGCCUUCCGUGAUGCCCCCUGCAGCAGCGCCAUCCUCGGUUAUGCCAUCCAUCGCAGUGAUACGAAAACGGCCUGGCUCAUCCCCAGCACCUAGUGAUGGAUUGGUUCACCUGGACACGGAUGACGAGGAGGGGAAAGAGGAUGAGGGGCCAAUUGGUGUUAGCAUGGACGAUCUGGACGCAGAGGAGCGACUCGAGCAGAAAAACACUGCGGCCGCCAAGAAACGGGCUGCCCCUAUCCGAGGCGACUCUAGGCGCAACUCAAAGGCUGACAUGCCUGCGGUUAUCUCUACGCGCAAGUCUAGCCGUGUCCGCAAAGUGUCAACGAAGCUCGCGGGCUCCGAAGGAAGUGCACUGGAUACGACUCUUCCCAUCGUCGAACUCGUCGCGCAAGUGGAGGCGGACAACAGCCUCCCAGAUUAUUUCACGGAUGCCGUGAAGUUCAUGGGGUCUCGAGGCUACGGUUGUCACGGCGAAUUUCUGGAAAUGCUGAAGGCCUUCGUCGUCUUUGAAAACAAAUUUCAGUUCAUCGAACGGAAGACUCGUACUAAGGUGGCAAACCGACCUGGUAUCAUCAAAACAUGGAUGACCGGUGAAAAUCGUGAGUUCGAUGAGAUGAAAUCUGACAACCCUGUACAAGAUACGGUCGGAUGGUUCCUUUGGUGGGCGACCCUUCAGCCAAAGUGGCAUCAAGCCGCGAUGCCUCAUUCCCGCACUCCCCCGCCGGAUGCUCGGGGAUUUCCCGAGCUGAAGAACGGUCGACUUGGCGUCGUCACGGUCGUUGCUUCGCUCGUGUGCCUUUACUUCUCCACCGAGGAGCCAGCGCUCCGUCAGAAGCUUGCCGAAGGUGCUAGUGACGUAUGCUGGGCGCUGACGGUAGCUGCAACUGGUGUUACUGCAAACGAAGACGAGGAAGACCAGCCUGCACGCAAGCGCCCCCGCCUGUAG
Molecule: messenger RNA, 2646 nt
Organism: Punctularia strigosozonata HHB-11173 SS5
Lineage: Eukaryota; Fungi; Basidiomycota; Agaricomycetes; Corticiales; Punctulariaceae
Exons: 8
Coding region: 1-2646 (881 amino acids)
Source: RefSeq, a predicted model, not a curated record